CAGUUAAAAUUAUAGUGCAAUAGUGUCAAAUAUUUAUGAAAUAUACUCGGGAGACAAGACACAAUCAAUAUUAAGAAUUAUAUACAAAAAUUAAAUUAUUUAUUGAGGAAAAGUUUUACAAAAAAUUCCAAAAUCCGGUCUCAAAACACAUUUCUCUUAAUUAAAUUACUUAUAAAGAAGUCUUGCUAGUGACGUGAAUAUGAAUGACAUAAAAAUGAAUGGUGUUUCUGAUGAAAACUUAAAAGAUGGAUUGUCGCUGACUGAAUUAUUCGAAAAAGGUGACGGGCUGACUUAUAAUGACUUCCUAUUAUUGCCGGGUUUCAUCGACUUUACUGCUGAUGAUGUUAGUCUCAAAUCACCAUUGACUAGAAAUUUGACAUUGAAUGCACCGCUGAUAUCAUCACCUAUGGAUACGGUUACAGAAUCUGAUAUGGCAAUUUCUAUGGCACUUUGUGGAGGAAUUGGCAUAAUUCAUCAUAAUUGUACACCAGAAUAUCAAGCGAAUGAGGUAUUGAAAGUUAAGAAGUAUAAACAUGGAUUUAUUAGGGAUCCGAUGGUAAUGUCACCCAACGCUACUGUUGCUGAUGUGCUCGAGGCAAAACGUAAAAAUGGAUUUACAGGCUAUCCAAUUACAGAAAAUGGCAAAUUGGGUGGAAAACUUGUUGGUAUUGUCACAUCAAGAGACAUAGAUUUUCGUGAAAAAGACGUUACUUUGAAACUCUCAGAUGUGAUGACAAAAGCUGAAGAUAUGGUAACGGCACAACAAGGCAUUAAAUUACAGCAAGCUAAUGAAAUACUCGAGAAGAGUAAGAAGGGAAAAUUGCCGAUAAUUAAUCAGAAUGGAGAACUUGUUGCGCUCAUUGCACGUACGGACUUGAAAAAAGCACGAAUUUAUCCAAAUGCUUCGAAAGAUAGCAACAAACAACUUUUGGUCGGUGCUGCAAUUGGCACACGGGAUGAUGAUAAAGCAAGAUUAAAGACCCUCGUCGAAAAUGGAGUCGAUGUUGUUGUUCUUGAUUCUUCACAAGGAAAUUCAAGCUUUCAGAUAAAAAUGAUCCGCUUCAUUAAGUCUACGUACCCAAAUGUUCAAGUGAUUGCCGGAAAUGUUGUUACACGUGCUCAAGCUAAGAAUCUUAUUGAUGCUGGUUGUGAUGGCUUAAGAGUCGGUAUGGGAAGUGGGUCAAUUUGUAUAACACAAGAAGUAAUGGCAUGUGGCUGUCCACAGGCAACAGCUGUUUAUCAAGUAUCUUCAUAUGCACGUAAAUUCGGAAUUCCAGUUAUUGCUGAUGGCGGUAUUCAAAACAUUGGACAUAUCAUGAAAGCAUUGAGUCUCGGAGCAUCUGCUGUCAUGAUGGGAUCAUUGCUCGCUGGCACAAGUGAAGCACCAGGAGAUUACUUCUUCUCUGAUGGAGUUCGUUUGAAGAAAUAUCGUGGGAUGGGAAGUUUAGAGGCUAUGGAACGUAAAGAUGCAAAAGGUGCUGCUAUGUCUCGAUAUUAUCACACUGAAAUUGAUAAAUUGCGUGUUGCCCAAGGUGUAUCUGGAAAUAUAGUCGAUAAGGGAUCAGUUCUUCGAUUCUUGCCAUAUCUCGAAUGCGGAAUUCAACAUAGUUGUCAGGACAUCGGUGCACGCUCAUUGGCUCAACUUAAUGAGAUGACAUAUGCUGGUGAAUUGAGAUUCAUGAAGCGAACACAUUCAGCACAAGCAGAAGGCAAUGUCCAUAGCUUAUUCUCAUAUGAGAAGCGUCUUUUCUAACAAUCAACAAAUGAUAGUAAAUUGAAGGGACGAUUUGAGUAAGUAGAACUAGAUGAGAAAGAAAUUUUAAAAUUUUCGUUCCAAAAAAUCUAAAUUUUUGAUGAUAAAUGAAAAAAAAUUCCAAAAUUGUUUAAAAUUUAAUGUUAGUUUAAAAGUUAAAGUGGUAGAUGCUUAAAAAUUGUCAAAAAAACCCCACCCAUCACUAGGCACUACCCCCAAAAAACGUGGUAUAAAUAUUUCUGUGACAUCAAAGAACUUAAUUGUCUGCGCAAUUAGAUUGUGCAUAUUUUUUAUAAGUCAUAAACAAAAAGAAUGAAACAAGAACCUUAUACAUCCC
Molecule: messenger RNA, 2090 nt
Organism: Chironomus riparius
Lineage: Eukaryota; Metazoa; Arthropoda; Insecta; Diptera; Chironomidae
Source: the annotation of a GenBank genome assembly